Messenger RNA from Leguminivora glycinivorella, 1911 nucleotides. RefSeq lists its product as uncharacterized. The transcript has 3 exons. The coding region runs from base 163 to 1038 and encodes 291 amino acids. The record is from RefSeq and is a predicted model, not a curated record. Lineage: Eukaryota; Metazoa; Arthropoda; Insecta; Lepidoptera; Tortricidae.
GCAGACAGCGCUCGCGCACGCGUAGCGGCCAAAUAUUUGAAAUUAUUUAAAUUAAUGAUUAUUUUAUGACAUUUUACAUUGUUUUUGAUGAUUAGUGAUUAUUCGUUUAGUGUGGUUGAAUUUAUUGUGGCCCCGUUUUGUUGCUGAGAGAAAGAAAGAACCAUGCACCGUAUAUCUGAGCACACUCUUUUGGAGCCGCCAUCACCCGCUUAUACAAACGUGACAGUGCGGCGCGCCUUCAUUGUAUGGUUACACUGCGGACAGGCCAACAAGUUCAAGGACGUUUGCAACUACUUCCACUUCUUAGAGGGCUUGGAGGACCAGCUCUCAGUCGACAACCGAGCCGUCAGCCGUCACCACGAGUUCGACCUCUUCACCAACCCCCCACCCUCCUCCACCUACCUCCAGUCCCACCACCCCCAGCUGUACACCAACACUCAGCUCGAAAACUACUACGUCAGCAAACUGGAAGCCAUCAGGAACGAGAAAUGCGUCUUCAAACUUGAAGGCUUUGAAGAAAUCGGACCGAAAAAUGGAGCCACAAAACAGCAGAUCGUCGAAACCAGUCAGCUCAUAAGAAAAUACUGCUUAAGCCAUUCUAUAACUUUAAAGAAGUUCUUAGUAGAAUUUAAAGAGUAUGUAGCUAAGUGUCAGUUGACGAAUAACGUUCAAAAUGUUGCCUUUUAUAUAAAGAGACAAAUGGUGAAAGAAGAAAUGACGAUGAUAGCGAAUUGCCCUAAAACUUUUAGCUUUCUUGAAGAAGAUAUUGAAGAUACUCCUGUAGAUUUCUUGAGUCAAAUGAGAUUGUUGGAUAGUACAAGAUUAUCUCCGACUAUGAAGUUGAAUGGUGCUGAUGUGUGGAAUAAUGAGAAUUUGAAGAACAAGGUAUCGAAUGCGAAAAAUGCAUUUGUGAAGAAACCAAGUCAGAAGAAGAAAGUGAAUGUGGUUCCGCCGCCAAAGCUGGAAACUCCGAAGUACGACGUAGAAUAUAUGAAAGUUAUUAAACAGAAGUUAAAAAACGAAUUAAUGGUGUUGUGAGGAAGUGAAAAAAAAAACGCUUUAAAAUAAGUGUAUAUGGCGGAUAAUAAUUAGGUAUAUAAACAUAUUGACUGUAGGUAUGUACAUUUUGAUUGCAAAAUAUAAUUGAGAUUCAGACUACUAUAUUUUUAAAAGCGUUGACUUUAGCUUACAUGCGUUAGAAGUUCUAUUAGUUUAGCAAGUCGUAUUCCAGCUAUUAUUGAUUAAAUGAUUACAUUUAUAAUAAAAACCGCUUAAAGGAAUAAAAAAAUCUUUAACGUGUUAAAAAUUAAUAGACUUUAUUUUGUUUGGAUCUGAACUGGCUAAACUACUUUUCAAUUUCAUGGAAAAUAAGGCAUCUAAAUUAUUUGAUUGCUGUCAAAAUCACAGUUUUAAUAUCAUAAUCAUAAAUACGAAGAGUUAUUUUUUAUAGUAAAUAGGGUAAUUAUUUAAAUAAACUACAUUGCUUGUAGUAUUUAAUAUUUUACAUAAUAUAUAUAGGUAGGUAAAUAAUUUUUAAUACUCUUACAAAUAAAAAAAGUAAUGUUUUUCUGUUAAAAUAUUACAGUAAUUUUAAGUAUUCAGAUAUUAAUUAUAAUUAGAUAAUACUUUUGACAGUAGAUAGCCUACUAAACAAAUAUUUAUUACCAAAUUCUAGUAAUUGAACUAGGUACACUGUUUUAAUUAUUAUAUUAACAAAAAUAACAUUAUAUUUUGGCUGGUUCGCAAUAAUAUAUUUUUUCUUAUAAAUCACAGAUUUAUCGACAGUCAAGAAAUAUGAAUUUAUUUUUGAUCUAUAAUAAUUUGUUUUGCCAAAACAAAAGUGUAUCAUCCUUGGCUACUCGCUACCACAUGUUUAUUUUUAAUAAAUGCUAAAUAAAUAUAAUGGGUAAA